GAAUAAUAUACACACUUUCCACAGCGCUUCUUCGGAUGAGAGUUUCUCGUAUUUACAUAAAUAUCUGAAUUCAAAAAUCAAGGUGUGACGUGGCUGUGAUAAUAUUUGCACUCAUAUCGAGCUGUUUUCCGAUAAGCUCGCUUCGGUUUUUCUGACUGAAAUUCUCCAGGACUGAACAAAACUCUUUUUUGGCCAUGGCUGAGACGGCAGCGGCCCCCGCUUCCAAGCCCAAGAAGUCGAAAAACGCCAAGAAAUCGACGUCGCAUCCCAAAUACUCCGACAUGAUCAAAGCGGCCAUCGCCGCGGACCGGAGCCGAGGAGGCGCGUCGCGUCAGUCCAUUCAGAAGUACGUGAAAAAUCACUACAAGGUGGGAGAUAACGCCGACUCCCAGAUCAAACUCGCCCUCAAGCGCCUGGUGGCCAGCGGGCUCCUGCGUCACACCAAGGGCAUCGGAGCUUCGGGCUCCUUCAAGCUGGCCAAAGCGGAGGACGCCAAGAAGCCCGAGAAACCCAAACCGGCGCCGGUGAAAGUCAAGAAGCCAGCCAAAGCCGUCGCCAAACCCAAGAAAGCUCCCAAGCCCAAGAAAGUGGCGAAAUCCCCCACGAAGACCAAGAAAGCCGCGGAGAAAAAAGUGAAGAAGUCGGCCGAGAAGAAGAAGUCGCCCGUCAAAGCCAAGAAAGUUGCCAAGAAGGCGAAGGUGGCCAAACCGGCCAAGGCGAGCAAAGCGAAGAAGAUGAAAACGGCGAAACCCAAACCGAAAACAGCGGCCAGGAAAACGGGCAAAAAGAAGUAAACAAAUUCCAUUCCGCCGGACAGACUUUUACAGAACUCAGUGUAAAGACACUUUUUGAAGCAACUGUUUUUUUUGGGGGGUAUAUUUUAUUUUUGUAAAGUCUUUGUGCGCGGACUUUUUCAGAAACUUUUUUUGUGCACAAUUGUCAAUCUACAAAGAAGAAGAUUCCAAGAUAUUUUCAUUUGAAACGCAUAAGCAGUUAUUUAUUUUUUAUUUUCCUGUCGAACAUUUUUUUUGUGUUGUACCCAUACUAAUUGGGAUAUGUCGCAACAUUAAGAUGUUAAGAAAUAUUCUUAGGUUAUUCGAGGACUGUGAAAGAAAAACAUCUCAUUGUUUAUAUGGAGAACGGUGCUGACGAUGAUGAUGUACAAAACCGAACCAACUUAGUGACGUGGACUGUUUGUAGUCUAGUCUGUCAUGUUCCUUUACUGUCCAAUAAUACUGUCAUCGCGUAAUAUUUCGCAUCAAUAAACUUCUCAUUUUACAAACCAAA
Molecule: messenger RNA, 1287 nt
Organism: Myxocyprinus asiaticus (Chinese sucker)
Lineage: Eukaryota; Metazoa; Chordata; Actinopteri; Cypriniformes; Catostomidae
Product: histone H1.0-like
Exons: 1
Coding region: 195-794 (199 amino acids)
Biological process (GO): negative regulation of DNA recombination; nucleosome assembly; chromosome condensation
Cellular component (GO): nucleosome; nucleus
Molecular function (GO): double-stranded DNA binding; structural constituent of chromatin; nucleosomal DNA binding
Source: RefSeq, a predicted model, not a curated record